Molecule: messenger RNA, 7377 nt
Organism: Balaenoptera ricei (Rice's whale)
Lineage: Eukaryota; Metazoa; Chordata; Mammalia; Artiodactyla; Balaenopteridae
Gene: CACNA1G
Product: calcium voltage-gated channel subunit alpha1 G
Exons: 35
Coding region: 309-7109 (2266 amino acids)
Biological process (GO): membrane depolarization during action potential; calcium ion import; positive regulation of calcium ion-dependent exocytosis
Cellular component (GO): voltage-gated sodium channel complex; voltage-gated calcium channel complex; plasma membrane
Molecular function (GO): low voltage-gated calcium channel activity; voltage-gated sodium channel activity
Source: RefSeq, a predicted model, not a curated record
UGGGCGCGAAGCGAAGAAGCCGGAACAAAGUGAGGGGGAGCCGGCCGGCUGGCCCGGGGGGGCCCAGAAGCCCUGGGGAAGCGGGACUCGCGCCGGGCGGGGCUUCCCUGCGACCCGGCGCCCCGCGGGCAGCAUGCCCCUGCGGGCAGGGGGAGCUGGGCUGAACUGGCCCCCCCGGGGGCUCAGCCUGCGCCCUAGAGCUCCCCAGAUGCGCCCCCGCCGGGGCCCCCCGGUUGCGUGAGGACACCUUCUCUGAGGGGCGCCCCUUGCCCCUCUCGAAACCACCCGGGGCCCCAGCUGGCCAGAGGAUGGACGAGGAGGAGGAUGGAGCGGGCGCCGAGGAGUCAGGACAGCCCCGGAGCUUCAUGCGGCUCAACGACCUGUCGGGGGCCGGGGGCCGGCCGGGGCCGGGGUCGGCGGAAAAGGACCCGGGCAGCGCGGACUCCGAGGCGGAGGGGCUGCCAUACCCUGCACUGGCCCCGGUGGUUUUCUUCUACUUGAGCCAGGACAGCCGGCCGCGGAGCUGGUGUCUCCGCACGGUCUGUAACCCCUGGUUUGAGCGCAUCAGCAUGUUGGUCAUCCUUCUCAACUGUGUGACCCUGGGCAUGUUCCGGCCGUGUGAAGACAUCGCCUGUGACUCCCAGCGCUGCCGGAUUCUGCAGGCCUUUGAUGACUUCAUCUUUGCCUUCUUCGCUGUGGAGAUGGUGGUGAAGAUGGUGGCCUUGGGCAUCUUUGGGAAAAAGUGUUACCUGGGAGACACUUGGAACCGGCUUGACUUUUUCAUCGUCAUUGCAGGGAUGCUGGAGUAUUCGCUGGACCUGCAGAACGUCAGCUUCUCAGCUGUCAGGACAGUCCGUGUGCUGCGACCGCUCAGGGCCAUUAACCGGGUGCCCAGCAUGCGCAUCCUCGUCACGCUGCUGCUGGACACGCUGCCCAUGCUGGGCAACGUCCUGCUGCUGUGCUUCUUCGUCUUCUUCAUCUUUGGCAUCGUUGGCGUCCAGCUGUGGGCAGGGCUGCUUCGUAACCGAUGCUUCCUGCCCGAGAAUUUCAGCCUCCCCCUGAGCGUGGACCUGGAGCGCUACUACCAGACCGAGAACGAGGAUGAGAACCCCUUCAUCUGCUCCCAGCCUCGCGAGAACGGCAUGCGCUCCUGCAGGAGUGUGCCCACGCUGCGCGGGGACGGGGGUGGCGGCCCGCCCUGUGGCCUGGACUACGAGGCCUACAACAGCUCCAGCAACACUACCUGUGUCAACUGGAACCAGUACUACACCAACUGCUCCGCAGGGGAGCACAACCCCUUCAAGGGCGCCAUCAACUUCGACAACAUCGGCUAUGCCUGGAUUGCCAUCUUCCAGGUCAUCACGCUGGAGGGCUGGGUCGACAUCAUGUACUUUGUGAUGGAUGCUCAUUCCUUCUACAACUUCAUCUACUUCAUCCUCCUCAUCAUCGUGGGCUCCUUCUUCAUGAUCAACCUGUGCCUGGUGGUGAUUGCCACGCAGUUCUCAGAGACCAAACAGCGGGAAAGCCAGCUGAUGCGGGAGCAGCGCGUGCGGUUCCUCUCCAACGCCAGCACCCUGGCCAGCUUCUCUGAGCCGGGCAGCUGCUAUGAGGAGCUGCUCAAGUACCUCGUGUACAUCCUCCGGAAAGCAGCCCGAAGGCUGGCCCAGGUCUCCCGGGCAGCGGGCGUGCGGGCCGGGCUGCUGAGCAGCCCAGCUCCCCGCGGGAGCCAGGAACCCCAGCCCAGCGGCAGCUGCUCCCGCUCCCACCGCCGUCCGUCCGUCCACCACCUGGUGCACCAUCACCACCACCAUCACCACCACUACCACCUGGGCAACGGGACGCUACGGGUCCCCCGGGCCAGCCCACAGAUCCAGGACAAGGAUGCUAAUGGAUCUCGCCGGCUCAUGCUGCCACCACCCUCGACACUCGCCCUCUCUGGGGGCCCUCCAGGGGGUGCAGAGUCUGUGCACAGCUUCUACCAUGCUGACUGCCACUUGGAACCAGUCCGCUGCCAGGCACCCCCUCCCAGGUCGCCAUCUGAAGCAUCGGGCAGGACUGUGGGCAGUGGGAAGGUGUACCCCACCAUGCACACCAGCCCUCCACCAGAGAUGCUGAAAGAGAAGGCGCUAAUGGAGGUGGCCCCCACCUCUGGACCCCCCACCCUCACCAGCCUCAACAUCCCACCCAGACCCUACAGCUCUAUGCACAAGCUGCUGGAGACACAGAGUACAGGCACCUGCCAAAGCUCUUGCAAGAUCUCCAGCCCUUGCUUGAAGGCAGACAGCGGAGCCUGUGGCCCAGACAGCUGUCCCUACUGUGUCCGGACUGGGGCAGGGGAGGUGGAGCUCACCGGCCACGAGAUGCCUGACUCAGACAGCGAGGCAGUUUAUGAGUUCACCCAGGACGCCCAGCACGGCGACCGCCGGAAUCCCCACAGUUGGCGUCGACGGAGCCUGGGGCUGGACGUGGAGCCCAACUCUGUGCUGGCCUUCUGGAGGCUGAUCUGUGACACCUUUCGCAAGAUUGUGGACAGCAAGUACUUUGGUCGGGGAAUCAUGAUCGCUAUCCUGGUCAACACGCUCAGCAUGGGCGUCGAAUACCACGAGCAGCCUGAGGAGCUCACCAACGCCCUGGAAAUCAGCAACAUCGUCUUCACCAGCCUCUUUGCCCUGGAGAUGCUACUGAAGCUGCUCGUGUAUGGUCCCUUUGGCUACAUCAAGAACCCCUACAACAUCUUUGACGGUGUCAUUGUUGUCAUCAGCGUGUGGGAGAUCGUGGGCCAGCAGGGGGGCGGCCUGUCGGUGCUGCGGACCUUCCGCCUGAUGCGGGUGCUGAAGCUGGUGCGCUUCCUGCCGGCGCUGCAGCGGCAGCUCGUGGUGCUCAUGAAGACCAUGGACAACGUGGCCACCUUCUGCAUGCUGCUCAUGCUCUUCAUCUUCAUCUUCAGCAUCCUGGGUAUGCACCUUUUUGGCUGCAAAUUUGCAUCUGAGAGGGAUGGGGACACGCUGCCGGACCGGAAGAAUUUUGACUCCCUGCUCUGGGCCAUCGUCACUGUCUUUCAGAUCCUGACCCAGGAGGACUGGAACAAGGUGCUCUACAACGGAAUGGCCUCCACGUCAUCCUGGGCUGCCCUUUACUUCAUUGCCCUCAUGACCUUUGGCAACUACGUGCUCUUCAACCUGCUCGUUGCCAUUCUGGUGGAGGGCUUCCAGGCGGAGGGAGAUGCCACCAAGUCCGAGUCAGAGCCCGAUUUCUUCUCGCCCAGCCUGGAUGGCGACGGGGACAGGAAGAAGCGCUUGGCCCUGGUGUCUCUGGGAGACCACCCGGAGCUGCGGAGCAGCCUGUUGCCCCCUCUCAUCAUCCACACGGCCGCCACACCCAUGUCGCUGCCCAAGAGCUCCAGCACUGGCCUGGCCGAGGCUCUGGGCCCUGCGUCCCGCCGCGCCAGCAGCAGUGGGUCGGCCGAACCGGGGGCACCCUACGAGACGAAGUCACCGCCGAGCGCCCGCAGCUCCCCACACAGUCCCUGGAGUGCAGCGAGCAGCUGGGCUAGCAGGCGCUCCAGCCGGAACAGCCUGGGCCGCGCCCCCAGCCUGAAGCGGAGGAGCCCGAGUGGGGAGCGGAGGUCCCUGUUGUCGGGCGAGGGCCAGGAGAGCCAGGAUGAGGAGGAGAGCUCGGAAGAGGAGCGCACCAGCCCAGCGGGCAGUGACCGCCGCCACAGGGGCUCCCUGGAGCGGGAAGCUAAGAGCUCCUUUGACCUGCCGGACACACUGCAGGUGCCCGGGCUGCACCGUACAGCCAGCGGCCGCAGCGCAGCCUCUGAGCACCAGGACUGCAACGGCAAGUCAGCUCCAGGACGCCUGACCCGGGCCCCGCGGCCCGACGAUCCCCCACUGGAUGGGGACGAUGGCGAUGACGAGGGCAACUUGAGCAAAGGGGAAAGGAUGAGAGCGUGGGUCCGAGCCCGGCUCCCUGCCUGCUGCCUGGAGCGAGACUCCUGGUCUGCCUACAUCUUCCCUCCUCAGUCAAGGUUCCGCCUCCUGUGUCACCGAAUCAUCACCCACAAGAUGUUCGACCACGUGGUCCUCGUCAUCAUCUUCCUCAACUGCAUCACCAUCGCCAUGGAGCGCCCCAAGAUCGACCCCCACAGUGCUGAACGCAUCUUCCUGACCCUCUCCAAUUACAUCUUCACCGCAGUCUUUCUGGCUGAGAUGACAGUGAAGGUGGUGGCGCUGGGCUGGUGCUUCGGGGAGCAGGCCUACCUGCGCAGCAGCUGGAACGUGCUGGAUGGGCUGCUGGUGCUCAUCUCCAUCAUCGACAUCCUGGUGUCCAUGGUCUCCGACAGCGGCACCAAGAUCCUGGGCAUGCUGAGGGUGCUGCGGCUGCUGCGAACCCUGCGCCCGCUCAGGGUAAUCAGUCGGGCACAGGGGCUGAAGCUGGUGGUGGAGACGCUGAUGUCCUCGCUGAAGCCCAUUGGCAACAUUGUGGUCAUCUGUUGUGCCUUCUUCAUCAUUUUUGGCAUCCUGGGGGUGCAGCUCUUCAAAGGGAAGUUCUUCGUGUGCCAGGGCGAGGACACCAGGAACAUCACUAACAAGUCUGACUGUGCUGAGGCCAGUUACCGGUGGGUCCGGCACAAGUACAACUUUGACAACCUCGGCCAGGCCCUAAUGUCCCUGUUCGUGCUGGCCUCUAAGGACGGCUGGGUGGAUAUCAUGUAUGAUGGGCUGGAUGCUGUCGGUGUGGACCAGCAGCCCAUCAUGAACCACAACCCCUGGAUGCUGCUGUACUUCAUCUCGUUCCUGCUCAUCGUGGCCUUCUUUGUCCUGAACAUGUUCGUGGGCGUGGUGGUGGAGAACUUCCACAAGUGUCGGCAGCACCAGGAGGAGGAGGAGGCCCGGCGGCGGGAGGAGAAGCGUCUACGGAGACUGGAGAAAAAGAGAAGGAAUCUAAUGCUGGACGAUGUAAUUGCUUCCGGCAGCUCAGCCAGCGCGGCGCCAGAGGCCCAGUGCAAACCCUACUACUCGGACUACUCCCGCUUCCGGCUCCUCGUCCACCACCUGUGUACCAGCCACUACCUGGAUCUCUUCAUCACGGGUGUCAUUGGGCUGAACGUGGUCACUAUGGCCAUGGAGCACUACCAGCAGCCCCAGAUCCUGGACGAGGCUCUGAAGAUCUGCAACUACGUCUUCACUGUCAUCUUUGUCUUGGAGUCAGUUUUCAAACUGGUGGCCUUUGGCUUUCGACGGUUCUUCCAGGACAGGUGGAACCAGCUGGACCUGGCCAUUGUGCUGCUGUCUAUCAUGGGCAUCACGCUGGAGGAGAUCGAGGUCAACGCCUCACUGCCCAUCAACCCCACCAUCAUCCGCAUCAUGAGGGUGUUGCGUAUCGCCCGAGUGCUAAAGCUGCUGAAGAUGGCUGUGGGCAUGCGGGCGCUGCUGGACACAGUGAUGCAGGCCCUGCCCCAGGUGGGGAACCUGGGACUUCUCUUCAUGUUGUUGUUUUUCAUCUUUGCAGCUCUGGGCGUGGAGCUCUUUGGAGACUUGGAGUGUGACGAGACACACCCCUGUGAGGGCUUGGGCCGCCAUGCCACCUUUCGGAACUUUGGCAUGGCCUUCUUGACCCUCUUCCGAGUCUCCACAGGUGACAACUGGAAUGGCAUUAUGAAGGACACCCUCCGGGACUGCGACCAGGAGUCCACCUGCUACAACACCGUCAUCUCUCCCAUCUACUUCGUGUCCUUCGUGCUGACAGCCCAGUUUGUGCUGGUCAACGUGGUGAUUGCCGUGCUGAUGAAGCACCUGGAGGAGAGCAACAAGGAGGCCAAGGAGGAGGCCGAGCUGGAGGCUGAGCUGGAGCUGGAGAUGAAGACACUCAGCCCACAGGCCCCCUCGCCACUGGGCAGCCCCUUCCUCUGGCCUGGGGUCGAGGGCCCCGACAGCCCUGGCAGCCCCAAGCCCGGGGCCCCACACGCCGCAGCCCAUGCUGAAACAGUCUCCCACUUCUCCCUGGAGCACCCCAUGAUGGAGUCCCGCACUGAGGAGGUGCCCCUCAUGCUGAGACCAGAUCUGCUGACUGUGAGGAAGUCUGGGGUCAGCCGAACGCACUCUCUGCCCAAUGACAGCUACAUGUGCCGGGAUGGGAGCACUGCCGAGGGGUCCCUGGGACACAGGGGCUGGGGGCUCCCCAAAGCUCAGUCAGGCUCUGUCUUGUCCGUUCACUCCCAGCCAGCAGACACCAGCUACAUCCUGCAGCUUCCCAAAGAUGCACCCCAGCUGCUCCAGCCCCAUGGUGCUCCCACCUGGGGCACCAUCCCCAAAUUGCCUCCACCAGGCCGCUCCCCUUUGGCUCAGAGGCCACUCAGGCGCCAGGCAGCAAUAAGGACGGAUUCCCUGGACGUUCAGGGCCUGGGCAGCAGGGAAGACCUGCUGUCAGAGGUGAGCGGGCCCUCCCCGCCGCUGGCCGGGGCCUCCUCCUUCUGGGGCCGCUCCAGCACCCAGGCGCAGCAGCAUUCCCACAGCCAGAGCAAGAUCUCGAAGCACAUGCCCCCGUCAGCCCCCUGCCCGGGCCCAGAACCCACGUGGAGCAAGGGCCCAUCAGAGAUCAGAAGCAGCUUAGAGCUGGACACGGAGCUGAGCUGGAUUUCAGGAGACCUCCUGCCUGUGGGCAGCCAGGCGGAAGCCCCGUCCCCACGGGACCUGAAGAAGUGCUACAGCGUGGAGGCCCGGAGCUGCCCGCGCCGGCCCGCGUCCUGGCUGGAUGAACAGAGGAGGCACUCCAUCGCCGUCAGCUGCCUGGACAGAGGCUCCCAGCCCCGCCUGGGCCCUGGCCCCUCUAGCCUCCGGGGUCAGCCUCUUGGGGGACCUGGGAGCCGGCCCAAGAAGAAACUCAGCCCGCCCAGUAUCUCCAUAGACCCCCCAGAGAGCCAGAGCCAGGGCCCUCGGCCCCCACCCAGCCCUGGUGUCUGCCUCCGCCGGAGGGCUCCAUCCAGCGACUCCAAGGAUCCCUCGGCCUCCGGCCCUCCCGACAGCACGGCUGCCUCGCCCCCCCCAAAGAAAGACGUGCUGAGCCUCUCUGGUUUAUCCUCGGACCCAGCAGACCUGGACCCCUGAGUCCUGCCCUACUCUCCCACUCACCUUUCUCCACUGGGUGCCAAAUCCUAGCUCCUCCUCCUGGGCUAUAUUCCAGAAAAGUUCCAUAUGGACACCGAGGAGGCGCUGCUCCUCGCCUCAGUGGCACUGGGCACCGGCAAGCGGAAUUUCCAGAGUUAAAAGCAGCAGCCGUGGCCACCCUGCUCCAGGCUGAGAGAGAGAGGCCCAGUGGAGCUGAGGUUCCCGACACCAGGAGCUGUUGGGAGAAAGCAAUACGUUUGUGCAGAAU